AUGGGUAAUCGAGUUUAUUAUCAUAUUUACAGCGAUACAUCUCCAUCAAGUAUUACAUCAUUAGUGUUCACGAAAUCAGGCGAUUAUGUGCGAAGAUUUUUUCCUCAACAACGUUUGUUCGAACCAACAAUGGUCAUCACAGGCACUUGGUAUCGUGUAGGAGCUUACGAUCGUCAAACAGAUCGAUUAAAUACAUUUCAAAUUGUAUUAGCUACUGAUAGUGAUCGAAGUUUUGUUUUUCUCCUUUAUCAUGAUUUGCAAUGGGCCGGACCUGCAUAUACCACUGAACCAUACGCCCAAGCAGGUUUCAAUGCCGGUGAUGCUCGUUUUGAAGCCAAAAUAUAUGCUGGAUUGAAUACAGGCCUGUUGACUGUACGUAGUCCUACGUCAUUUGCAUCUGAAUCAUGCGUCGAAUGGUCUCGUCAACAGCCUGAACCAUCCGCCUGGAAUGGUGGUAUUCUCCCUUGCCCAAUGACACGAACACAAGCCAUUGCAGCUGGUCGCUGUUGUUAUGAAUCUGACAGUCAAUGUUAUCGAAGUAAUCCAAAUUCAAACAAUUGUUGGCUUCAUCAAGCUCGUUCUGGACAUAAUGAAAACUCGGCUGUUGAAUGUUAUGUAUCGAAAAGUUCAAAUAUUCAUGGUGCUGGAGCCGAAUGUUGUUAUGAUUUUGAAGGACAAUUAAUUACGCGCGGUACUGGAGCAGGCACGGAUGAUCGAUAUCGAUCUUUCGUAUUACCAGUACAACAUUUUUUUGAAGAUACAUUACCGUAUCUACAAUGUUGUAUGAUAAGUACCGAUGUUGAAAUGUGUAAUAUAUACAUGUAUUAUCGACCACUACGACGAGGCAGUAAUACAAUGGGUCAAAGUGGUGGAACAUGGGGUGAUCCUCAUUUUAUUACACUAGAUGGAACAUCUUAUACAUUUAACGGCUAUGGAGAGUAUACCUAUUUGGCCAUUAGUAAUGAUCAAUUGCCACCCGGAGCAUUUCAAUCUUCGAAUCGAGCUCAUGUAUUUAUGUCACAGAUUCGUACGAUGCCACUUGAAUCAAAUGAUGUUACUGUUACAAGAGGUUUUGCAGCUCGAUCAUCAGAUCCUGAAAGUCAACCAAUAAGUAUAACUGUUUCUCGUCGUGAAAAUCUUAUUAUGCGUCGUGGUAAUGAACUUCUCGAGUUCGAAGACAAUAUUCAUAUGCUAUUUUUUCUCGAAAUGACCAUCGAACGAAAUCCAAUUUAUAGUACUAUUCUUACAUUGUCGUGGACAAUAGGUGUGACUGUUCAAAUAAAGCUAGUUGAAACGACAUCACCAUCGGUAGCACUCGUACUCAAUGUAGCGGCUUCUAUAGCUGAUACGUUUCGUGAACGAACAUAUGGUCUGUUGGGUAUCUAUGAUAAUGAACCUAAUAAUGAUCUACGAGCUCAGAAUGGAAUAGUAGUGAAUUCUAAUGCUUUGCUCGAACAAAUUCACCGACAAUUCGGUGUUACUUGGGCUAUUGAUCCUGAUACCUCUUUAUUUUACUAUGAGUCAGGUCAAUCAGCCGAAUUUUUCGAAAAUCAGAAUAGAUUAUUUGUUCCAUCUUUCACCGAACCUAUCAAUACAGCAGCAGAAGAUGCAUCUUUUCGACGUACAUGCAAAAUUGAUGCGAAUUCUUCAUCAUCAUCAUCAUGGAAUACUGCUCAACGAACAUGUUACUAUGAUAUGUCAAUAACAAGAGAUGAAACAUUUGCACAAACAUCUUUUGAUGCUGGUGAUGAAAUUUUAGCUAUCAAAGCUGAUCUACGAAAUCCACCUCUCUUUAAUGUUGAACUUCCUGUUUCCAUGAAAUCGAAACAUGGUGAACAAAUUCAUCUGAUAAUAGACGCUACAAGUAAUUAUUCCAUGAGUGUUAUCGUUCUGUCCGCUGAUCAUUUGCCUCGUGAUGCUACAUUUAACACACAAACAAAAGUAUUUCAGUGGACAGCUAUUGAAGGUGAAGACUAUGUUCGAAUUCGAGCGAAGGAUUCAACGUACAAUUUAACAUCAACACACGACAUCGUCUUUCAAGUGAAACAAGCUGAUGAAAGUAGUGGCAUUCAGUCUGAAAUGCAAAGUUCACUCUUUUUCCUUGCUAUACUGUUUUGUAUGCUUUUUAAAUAA
Messenger RNA from Rotaria sordida, 2133 nucleotides. The record is from the annotation of a GenBank genome assembly. Lineage: Eukaryota; Metazoa; Rotifera; Eurotatoria; Philodinida; Philodinidae.